Molecule: messenger RNA, 1974 nt
Organism: Orcinus orca (killer whale)
Lineage: Eukaryota; Metazoa; Chordata; Mammalia; Artiodactyla; Delphinidae
Product: olfactory receptor 2AT4-like
Biological process (GO): G protein-coupled receptor signaling pathway
Cellular component (GO): membrane
Molecular function (GO): G protein-coupled receptor activity; olfactory receptor activity
Source: RefSeq, a predicted model, not a curated record
GUGCCCUGGAGUUUGUUUUUUCCCACCAGGGGGAGAAUCUAUCUUCCACUUGGAUUCCUUUCGGGAAAUGACUCCUUCUACCAAAGGCAUAUACAAUGCCUCUGCCCUCGCAAGGUGACUGGCAUCUCAGUUUGCCGGGGACUAAGGGAUUUCCUGGGACAUGGGACUUGCAGUGCUAAAACCAGGCAGUUCUGGGCAAAUCAGGAUGAUUGGUCUCUGGAUAUGACAAAUAGACAGGAUACAAGGACCCAGGUUAGACUGAGACAGAGUCCCAGCAGCAGCUGCACAGAAAGGGGAGCUGUUCCUGUCUGAAGCAGACUGCAUUCUGUAGCAGCCCUUGGGGGGAAGCAGCUCUUCCUAUCAAUAAGAUAUCAUAGAAAGGGAAUCCUCCACAAUCUGAUUGAUGUAGUUCAUUUAUGUUACUUUUUUUUUUUUAAAGAACCAAUGGAUCUAGGGUCAGAAGUUUGCUUAAGGGUUUUUAAUCUAGCUCCUAUCUAAAUAUUAAACCUCCUGUGCACCAUUUCAGCUCAAAAGACCCCAGCUUUGCCUACCUCUAGUUAUAAGGCAUUCACGCAUUCUCAAGCCAGUCUUUUCCUUAUGGGAUAGUUCUAAUUGUAAGAAACUUAUUCCAUAUGUGGGGCUCUCUGGGUCCCUGGAGCUGCUAAUACUGGCCCCAGUUCUUUGUAAGUGUUGUACCUGUCCCAUGACAGCCCUUCAGGUGUUUAUGUUCACCCCUCUUGCCCACCAGACAGGACGAGCUUUUUAACCAUUGCUCAUUAGACAACUCACUAUUCUGAGCAUCUUAGUUGUGCAAUGAAAUUCCAGGCACAAAGAAACAGUUAGGAUUGAGAUCCAUGGCUGGAAACAAAAAGAUGCAUGUUCUAGUUAAUGUUUCCCUGGUUGUUCUGGUUUCCAGAUAUGUACUGAUGUUUCCAGUGUCUGUCUGCAAAUAACCAGCCCUGACCCACUAUGGAAGCCACCUGUAAUGGAUCAAAGGACUCCUCACCUGUGUUCUACCUGGUGGGCAUCCCCUCUCUGCUGGAAUCCCUCUUCCUCCUUGUCUUCUUGAUUUUCCUCUUAAUCUCUCUGCUUAUUCUGGUGGGAAAUGAGCUGAUCCUUGUGUCUGUGGUGGCAGAGUCCAGCCUCCACAAGCCCAUGUACUUCUUCCUGAUCAACCUCUCAGCCCUGGACAUCCUCUCUACUACAACCACUGUCCCCAAGAUGUUGUCCCUAUUCUUGCUUGGGGACCAGUACCUCAGCUUCUCUGCUUGCUUCCUGCAGAUGUACCUAUUCCAUGGCCUUAACUGCUCUGAAGCCUUCAUCCUGGUGGUCAUGGCCUAUGACUGCUAUGUGGCUAUCUGCCGCCCACUGCACUUUGCCCUCAUGACCCCACAGACCAGUGCUGCACUGGCAACCAGUGUCUGGCUAACUGCCCUCCUUCUGCCCAUCCCAGCAGUGCUGCAGACCUUCCACAUGGCUUUUGCCAACACUGUUCACAUCUACCACUGCUUCUGUGACCACUUGGCUGCGGUCCAGGCCUCCUGCUCUGACACCAUGCCCCAGACCUUCAUGGGCUUCUGCAUCGCCAUGGUGGUGUCCUUCCUGCCCCUUCUCCUGGUGCUUCUUUCCUAUGCCCACAUCCUGGCCUCAGUGUUUCACGUCAGCUCCCGAGAAGGACGCUCAAAAGCCUUCUCCACCUGCAGCUCCCACCUCCUGGUUGGCACCUACUACUCAUCCAUUGCCAUAGCCUAUGUGGCCUACAGGGCUGACCUACCCCUCGACUUCCGCAUCAUGGGCAACGUGGUGCAUGCUAUUCUCACACCUGUCCUCAACGCUCUCAUCUACACGCUGAGGAACAAGGAUGUCAAAGCAGCCAUCACCAAAAUGGCAUGUCCCCAGGGCCCAGGGAAUUCUGGGACCCUUGAUCCUUAGAUGCAAAUAAUUCAGCUCCCUGGACACCAAUGACAGCACCCA